Molecule: messenger RNA, 1005 nt
Organism: Penicillium soppii
Lineage: Eukaryota; Fungi; Ascomycota; Eurotiomycetes; Eurotiales; Aspergillaceae
Exons: 3
Coding region: 1-1005 (334 amino acids)
Source: RefSeq, a predicted model, not a curated record
AUGGAUCAGCACACCAGUAGCCAGACACCGCGUGAGCUCAGAAUCAAAUGGCCUAAGCUGGAUGUGACUGUCACAGUGACGAUGAAUGAUUUGAAUUCUAAAUUAGUGAACCUUCUAUGGGAUACCCUUCCGUAUCGCUCUCUCCAGACGCAUGCCCUUGUUACGGGUGAUCACCUUUAUCAUCUUGUUCCAUCGGAGUCUUUGCUCUACACGAACCCAGAAUACAAGAUCCCCGACCGCACACUUGAGCCUGACGGAACUGUCUUUCUUUCAAAGUUUCAGCAUCUGGCCAUAAAGUACGGUCGGGUGACUGAGCACCAGCCUGCAGCGCCUUGUGGAAAUGUGAUUCCCGAGGACCUGGAGAAACUGCGUUGGCUUGGAAACGAGGUUUGGAAAACUCAGCUUGAGUUGAAGCAACCCAUUGAAGUAAUACUUUGGGAUGCUUCAACCCCUGAGCCUGGCCCUGAAAGUCUUGCACUUCGUCUACAACGUACCGGUGUCACCAAAGAAGUGAAAGAGCUUGUUCAAGAGAUCCAUAACGAAACGGAUAAGUCUUGGUCAGAUGUUUCAGAAGAUAUCCGAAAAAUACAUAGCGGUCGAGCUCCUUCAAAUCCGGGAGCCAAGGACUCUUACUUUGCUGCUAUGCUUUUCUCGAACAGUGAGGUUCGCACAUUGGGUUAUUACCUCUUUGACAAUAUACUCGAAAUUGCUGCCUCAUAUCCUCAGUUCGAUCUCAAACAUCUGGUCAUUCUUUAUCGAAAGCUUGUCUCCACUCCCGCUGAGUUUCUGGGAUACGUGGGACAGGAAUACCUCCGCGACAGCCAUCGUAAAAUUGACGAACUUAUUACCCUCAACGUUGAAGGAAAUGACAAUCAAUCCGAUGGUCGUGAGGAUUUUCUCGCCAUGGUGAGUGUAUUAGCACAGUAUAUCAAUCUCCUGAAUGCCCAGAAUCUACUUAUGUACCCCUGGAAGCACACCGCCGAGUAUCCCAUCCCACGCAAUUGA